AUGUUCAAGACGGAGCCUGAAAAAUCGUCGGAUAUCGACGAAACGAAACGAAAGUGUCGCCUGUGUUUGCAGCGCUUCGAUUAUGGUCGCGGAACACCGAUCACAGACGAUGAGUUUAGUACCAAGCUGGAAAAGGUGUUCGAUUUCCCGAUACUAACAGAAGAGUUGCUGCCCGAUAUGGCCUGCCCUGAAUGCCGUACGAUUGUGUCCGACUUCCACUGCUAUGCUGCGCGGGUGCAAUCGAACCAGGAGCAGUUAAAGUUCGCUUGCAAGGAACCGAAAUAUCAACCAUUUGAAGAGGUGAAAGUUGAAGCACUGGACGAGGAAGCUAUUUAUGAUGUGGAAUUUGAAAAUACGCACGAAAGGCACGAACCGGAAGUUAAUAUUAUCGUCACACGUAAGCCCACCAAGCGCAGGCAGAAAGAACAACAGCAAUCUGCGGACGACUCUAGUGAGGAUGCGUUUGAGGAAAACAUGGAGGACGAAAACAAUGAUGAUGAAGAUUUUGUACCGAAAGUUGAUCCCAAAGAUGGUACGCUGAAGCGUCCCCGUCGACCCCGAAUAGUAAAGUACAAACAAUCGCCAAAGAAAAAGGAGCGUACGUUGAAGGUGGAAAAACAAUCUUCCCCCGACAAACUGGAACCGGAGGAGCAGCAAGCACGACACACGGAGGAUGAUAGGCGGAUGAGGGAGUUUUUCAAGUUCGAGUGUGAAAUCUGUUCGGAGCCGUUGGAGAACUUUUCCCAUCUGCAGGUGCACUACAGAAAGGAGCACGGUAUCAAGGGGUACAUAAGGUGCUGUGAGAAGCAGUUCUAUCGCCGGUUUCAACUGCUGGACCAUAUUGCUGCACACCAGGGUACGAUCAAGUGCGAGAUUUGUCAGAAAAGUUACAAAAGCAGUCGCUACCUGGCACUGCAUAUGAUGAAAAGUCACAGCCGGGAGGAGGACCGACCGUACAAGUGCGACAAGUGCCAUCAAUCGUUCCACAAGGAGCAUCUACUGAAAGCGCACCAGGCGAACCAUCUGUCGGAAAAGUGCCCGAUCUGUGACAAGGUCGUCUCGUCCAAGUACGCACUCAAGACGCACGUUACGCACAUGCACGGUAGCGACAAAGGUGCAGUGCAAUGUGUGCCAACGGUGGUUCCACGGGAAGUACAAUCUGCGUAA
Molecule: messenger RNA, 1167 nt
Organism: Anopheles maculipalpis
Lineage: Eukaryota; Metazoa; Arthropoda; Insecta; Diptera; Culicidae
Product: transcription factor grauzone-like
Exons: 3
Coding region: 1-1167 (388 amino acids)
Cellular component (GO): nucleus
Molecular function (GO): DNA-binding transcription factor activity; zinc ion binding
Source: RefSeq, a predicted model, not a curated record